CACACGGCCGCCCAAAUGAAAGGGUAAAACCCUAACAAUUAAACCGUUCUCCCCGAAAAUGUUUUCUCCGGGAAGAAGGAAAUCCAGCUAUGGCAGCGCAGCAGCAGCUCGUAAGGAUCAAAAUGCAACAGAAAAGAGUAAUGAUUCUUCUUUGGCAUCGCCAAAAACUCCACUUCAAGAUAGCAAUGUAAUUCCCAAUCGCCCGGCCACUGGCACUCCUGCUCCUUGGGCGUCUCGCCUCUCUGUCCUUGCCCGGAUUCCACCAGUUAAGAGAAAUGAAAAAGGAGAUGAUGUGGACCUAGUUCAACCUGUGUAUGUUGGAGAGUUUCCUUUAGCUGUACGUGAUGAACAACAAGCAGCCUUAGUGCAAAAACAGUAUCCUGGUGAGAUGUCCAUAUCUGGAGGAAUGGACAAGGAAACAUCUCUGGCUUGGGUUAUAUGCAGAGACAGGCUCUUUGUCUGGAAUUACUUUUCUCCCACUGCUUCAAGGAAUUGUGUUGUUCUUGACCUUCCUUCUAGUACUUUUGAAACCAGGGAUUCCAGCAGAAAUGCAUUCAAUUCUAACACUUGGUUAGUUUGUAUCCUCAAUUGGGACUGCUUAAAUAGGAAUAGUGACAAAUUGAUCUCACAGUGUAAUUCGGCUGGCAUUAUUGUAUGCAAUAGAAGAAGUCGAACUCUUGUAUACUGGCCAGAGAUCUACUCUGAAAGUAGAAGUGCUCCAGUUCUUAGUUCUGCUUCAGUUGAGGAGUUGGAGGUGUUACUUUUGCCUGGUGAUGGGAAAGCCAAUUAUAAUAAGCAACGGCAACGUACUAAGCAGGGGAGUUCUAUUACAGGAUUGAGUUCCUUAAACUCUUUGAUUGCAACUCCUGUUCUAGGUGCCAACCAUGUUUGUGUCUCCCUUGCAUGUAGUUCCAAUGGUGAUCUUUGGCAGUUUUUCUGCAGCCCAUUUGCUAUUGAACGGAAAAAAAUUUUUCAGGACAUGCUAGGUACAGCCUCUUCAGGUGGUGAUAGUAGCCAUUUAGUUGGAAGUAAGGGGUACCCUAGGUCAUUGACUUGGCAGUUGUUUAAUUCAUUCAGUGAAACUAAAAGACAGUUUCUUUUAUUGACAGAUCGUGAGAUACAGUGUUUUUGUGUUAAACUUACACCUGAUUAUAAUGUAUCCAAGCUCUGGUCACAUGAAAUUGUAGGCACUGAUGGUGAUUUGGGUAUCCAGAAGGAUCUAGCUGGGCAAAAGAGGAUCUGGCCCCUGGAUCUGCAAAUUGACAAUGAUGGAAAGGUUAUCACUAUUCUUAUUGCUAUUUUUUGCAAAGAUCGAAUCACUAGUUCAAGCUACACCGAAUAUUCACUUCUGACCAUGCAAUAUAGGUCUGGGUUGAGCAUUUCGACGGAAAAUGUUAAACCAACAUCUGAGAGGGUUUUGGAAAAGAAGGCCCCGAUCCAGGUAAUAAUACCUAAAGCAAGAGUAGAAGAUGAGGAAUUCUUAUUUUCGAUGAGGCUGAAGAUUGGUGGCAAGCCAGCUGGUUCGGUCAUUAUACUUUCUGGUGAUGGAACUGCAACUGUGUCGCAUUACUGGAGAAAUUCUACUCGUCUCUACCAAUUUGACCUGCCUUAUGAUGCUGGCAAGGUUUUCGAUGCUGCUGUUUUCCCUUCUUCAGAUGAUGGUGAAGAUGGAGCUUGGGCUGUACUGACUGAGAAAGCUGGAAUCUGGGCAAUUCCUGAGAGGGCUAUUUUGAUUGGUGGAGUUGAACCACCUGAGCGAAGUUUGUCUCGCAAAGGGAGCUCAAAUGAAAGAUCAUCACAGGAAGAAAGAAAAAACAUCUCAUUUUCUGGCAAUAUCCCUCCUCGAAGGGCUAGUUCAGAAGCAUGGGAUGCUGUGGAUAGACAUAGGGCACCCUUAACUGGAAUUGCACAUCGAAAUGCUCAAGAUGAAGAAUCUGAAGCAUUACUGAAUCAGCUUUUCAAUGAUUUUCUCUUGUCUGGGCAGGUUGAAGGAUCAGUUGAUAAACUAAAAUAUUCCGGGGCAUUUGAAAGAGACGGUGAAACAAAUGUUUUUACUAGGAUGAGCAAAUCAAUUGUGGAUACCCUAGCCAAACAUUGGACGACAACCAGGGGAGUUGAGAUUGUGGCUUUGUCAAUUGUGUCAACCCAGCUCAUCGAGAAGCAACAGAAGCAUCAGAAACAUCUUCAGUUCCUAGCUCUAUCCAAGUGUCAUGAGGAACUGUGUACUAAACAGAGACAGUCACUGCAAAUUAUUUUGGAACAUGGUGAAAAGCUUGCCGGAAUGCUCCAACUCAGGGAGCUGCAGAAUAUGAUUUGCCAGAGUCAUACAAAUGGAGUCAGCUCUUCUUACUCUCGUUCAGAAACUCAAACCUCUGGUGCUCUUUGGGAUCUUAUCCAGUUAGUUGGUGAGCGAGCCCGUAGGAGAACUGUUCUAUUGAUGGAUAGAGAGAAUGCUGAAGUAUUCUACAGUAAGGUUUCAGAUAUUGAGGACUUGUUUUACUGCUUAGAGAAACAAUUAGACAGCAUGAUUGGGGAAGAUAUGCCUUUCACUGUUCAGUUUCAAAGAGCUUGUGAAAUCUCAAAUGCAUGUGUAAGCAUACUUCAGACUGCGAUGCACUACAGAAGUGAGCAUCACCUCUGGUAUCCUUCUCCUGAUGGCUUGACACCAUGGUACUGCCAAACUGUUGUAAGAAGUGGCAUUUGGAGCAUUGCAUCUUUCAUGCUUCAGCUGAUCAAUGAAACAUUUCGCCUUGAUGAUGCUAAGAAGUUGGACUUUUAUUCUCAUCUAGAAGUACUUUCUGAAGUUUUACUUGACGCCUAUUCUGGAGCUAUAACGGCGAAAUCUGAACGCAAUGAAGAACAGAAAGGCCUGCUAGAUGAAUACUGGAAAAGGAGAGAUGCACUUCUUGACUCCCUCCAUAAGCAAGUAAAAGGGUUCUUCCAGGCCAAACUCCAGGAUCCAGAUGGAGGAACAGAAGUACAAAAUGACGAAGUUAUUAGAAAGCUUUCUUCUAAGUUGUUGCAUAUUGCUAAAAGACAUGAAGGGUAUCAGACACUUUGGAGUAUUUGCUGUGACCUUAAUGAUUCCGAGCUCCUUAAGAAUCUUAUGCAUGAGAGCAUGGGACCUAGAGGGGGUUUCAGCAACUUUGUCUUCAAGCAGCUGUAUGACAGCAAACAAUAUUCCAGACUGAUGAGACUUGGGGAGGAGUUUCAAGAAGAGCUUGCUAUUUUCUUAAAGCAGCAUCAAGAUCUUCGUUGGCUUCAUGAAGUGUUUCUUAAUCAAUUUGCUGCUGCUUCUGAAACUCUUCAUGUUGUAGGUCUGUCUCAAGAAGAUUCAUCAGGUCUGGCUAACGAGGAAACUCAUUUUUGUGGCACAACCAACAGAACAACCUUGGCAGAAAGGAAGCAUUUUCUCAAUCUGUCAAAGAUAGCUGCAAUGGCAGGAAGGAAUGUUGAUUGUCCCGCAAAGGUGAAGCGCAUUGAAGCUGAUCUGAAUAUUCUGAAAUUGCAGGAAGAAAUAUUGGGGCUCCUUCCUGACGGUGAUGAAAAGCACAAUAUUGGAAACAGGCUUCUCCCUCCUGUGGACCUAAUUGAAUUGUGCCUGAAAAACCAGAACAGGCUCCUUGCUUUGCGAGCAUUUGAUGUUUUUGCGUGGACAAGCUUCUUCUUCCUUAAGUGCAACUCUAGCCUUUUGGAGGAGUGCUGGAGGAAUGCAGCAAAUCAGGAUGACUGGGAAAGGAUCUAUCAGUUGUCUGUCACUGAAGGGUGGAGUGAUGAGGAAACCCUACAUUCUCUUCAAGAAACAGUUCUUUUUCAGGCGUCUACUAUAUGCUAUGGGCCUGAAGCAAAAACUUUUGAUGGUGGAUUCGAUGAAGUACUGCCCCUGAGGCAAGAGAAUCUGGAAGUUGAGUAUGUGAAGGAUGUAUCUUCAUCAGUGGAAGCAAUUCUGAUGCAGCACAAAGAUUUUCCUGAUGCUGGCAAGUUGAUGCUUACUGCUAUUAUGCUGGGAAGUGCUCAUGCUGGGGCAGAGGAGCUAAACCUACAUUUACAUUCUGAGUUGUCCUUGCUGUGAUGGCGUGCCUAUGUAGCUUGUGUUGGUCAGUUGGAAAGUAGGUGUAUACGAUGCUGAUCAAUAGCUGAUGAUACUGCAUUUCCUUACAAAUACUCUUUAACGGAGAAGGAAAACUUCUUUUUUGAUCUUGGAUUUAUGAAAUGUACUGAUUUUUAGCA
Molecule: messenger RNA, 4230 nt
Organism: Coffea eugenioides
Lineage: Eukaryota; Viridiplantae; Streptophyta; Magnoliopsida; Gentianales; Rubiaceae
Product: nuclear pore complex protein NUP133
Exons: 9
Coding region: 59-4072 (1337 amino acids)
Biological process (GO): transcription-dependent tethering of RNA polymerase II gene DNA at nuclear periphery; protein import into nucleus; poly(A)+ mRNA export from nucleus
Cellular component (GO): nuclear pore outer ring
Molecular function (GO): protein binding; structural constituent of nuclear pore
Source: RefSeq, a predicted model, not a curated record